AUGUCCCUAACAUUACCAACAUGGCCCAUUGACGAAGACAUUUACAAAGGGUUCUGGAUCAAUCGAUCACUUGGUACAGUCCGUGGCGCGACCCUUACACUUGAUCGUCAAACUGGUGGUCUGGUGAUAGCCUUUCUCGCUUUAUUUAUUGCUGCCACAGCGCGUAGCUUCUGGAAGAUUACGCGAUUUCUGGUAUAUGCCAUUGAGUCAAACCUCGGCAAGCAGGAUGGAGUCUACCACCAGCGACAAGCCAUCUUGCGCAAUCAAUCGUUAGCACUCAAUGCUGUGCUGGAUCUGUGUCGACUCAGCUAUGCCUGGCGAGAUCGCGCCAAAAGGAGCCAACAGCGUAUACUGCCGGUCAUCCUAAUAGCUUCUGCUAUCUCUGUUGGUUCUGUUGCCGCUGGCCUUUUGUCCUCGAGAAUUUUGACAAACUCAAAUCAAGAAGUUUUGAUAGCUGGCCGAAAUUGUGGGAUAUACGUCAGCGAUCCAGACUCCCAAUUGUCUCCCUUGGAGCCCCUCUUGCUUUAUCAUAGUCAGAGAGCUGUCGACGCCUUUACGUAUGCGAUGCAAUGCUACCACAGGGGCGACACUAUCCAGAACGAACUAUGUGAAACGUUUGCAAGACCAAAAUUGCCUUUUACGUCAGACAGAAACGCUUCAUGUCCAUUUGCCGGGGAGAUCUGCAAGUCAGAUUUUGGUAACAUCCUCCUCGAUUCAGGCUUACUACACUCUCAGGUACACCUGGGCCUCAAUCAAGACCCACAGUUUACUCUUCGCCAUCAGACACACUGCGCACCUUUGAAAACAGCUGGCUUCACCGACACUGUAAUGGCCCCAAAUAGCUCCCAGGCUCGACAGAUCUAUCGAUAUGGGAACACAUAUGGACCUGAUGGCAAUGGCAGUCAUAUCUUUGCAGUUGACGUUAGGCACGAAAAGCCGUCAUUUGACGGCUGGACUAUUGGCAAUUACAAAGUCACAGCCCUGGCGGCAAUUUCCAGUUAUAAGGAAAGUAUUGAGCUCAUACCAGAACUAAGGAAACCCAAUGCAACCGUGUCAUUGUUAUUUCUGGACGCCUCGGAAGUCUUAUACGUCAACAAGACAAAGGAUCCUUGGUUCUCGGCUACAAGCCUCCUUGAUAGUAGUUCUUUUGCUUCCAUUGCGAACGUCACACAUUACUUUGCUGCUGAUGAACCUGUUGGUGUACUGGGUUGCGUAAAUCAGAGGUCAUUUUGCAACCCGAACCUUCCUGAAAAUGUCGGAUGCAUUGAUGGUUUCGCUAUAUCUGAUCCUCAGUCUUCGUUGGACUUGUUCAAAAGCGCCUGGCCAGACGCGAACGAUCAAUUUGCGAUGCGCGCAUUUGUGGUUGCACUUAACACUCAAGGCGCUGGCCUAUUAGAUUCCUAUUAUACGCUACCGAACUCACCAACCCUUCUAUCACGCAGUACUGUACUGCUUAAUUUGCAGGUAGCAACUAUACCAAAGGACCGGUGGCAAGACGAGCGCGAACACGUAUACAAAGCGAGUCUCGCUGCUAUACAAUCUAUGAUGGUCGAGCAUGCUAGAGGGUUUGCUAUUAGCGGGAGCACACUCUGCAAGGGCGAAAAGAUGUGCCGGAGGAUAUGUCAUAGCCAGAAGAUGCGUUCGUCCAAGCACUAUUCUUUCAGCGCCUGGACCUUAGGUGUAAUACUUAUCGUAGGAAGCACGCUGAUGCUCACAUCGGCAUUCGUGGAGGAACUUUUCGCUCUUUUUUUACGAUAUCCGCGCCUACGCAGUGCAAAGCUGAUAUACAGCUACUUUGAGUGGCAAGCCGGAUCCACCUUACAACUGCAACGCCUAGCGCAUGAGAACCUCGGUCUUGGAACCUGGACGCGCACGGAUGAGGCAAUACCAGUUACUGAGUUAGGAGACACUCUGGGCGUACUGGACGUCACCAAAUCAAAGCACGUGCGCAUGGUCAUACCGACCGAGGAACUCAACAGAGUUGACUCUGUAGCAGACUCUGCAACAUUUAAUUUACUCGAUCAUGGAGUCGUCGAUAAUUAA
Molecule: messenger RNA, 2043 nt
Organism: Bipolaris sorokiniana ND90Pr
Lineage: Eukaryota; Fungi; Ascomycota; Dothideomycetes; Pleosporales; Pleosporaceae
Exons: 4
Coding region: 1-2043 (680 amino acids)
Source: RefSeq, a predicted model, not a curated record